This is a messenger RNA of Ruditapes philippinarum (Manila clam), 973 nucleotides long. RefSeq lists its product as uncharacterized. Gene Ontology annotation, molecular function: N-acetyltransferase activity. The record is from RefSeq and is a predicted model, not a curated record. The transcript is spliced from 2 exons. Lineage: Eukaryota; Metazoa; Mollusca; Bivalvia; Venerida; Veneridae. Bases 123 to 830 code for a protein of 235 amino acids.
UCAAUUUAAACUCACAGGAAAUUGAAACAAACUAUUCUAAUGUUUUAUAUGGGCUAUAUACUAUAAUAAGACUAGCUUUAAAGUUAAACACAUCACCGUUUCAGUGAAACGUUGCAAUAAUAAUGCAGGAUCAGGAUUUAAAUAGUUUGCAAUUACAUCAGAUUUACAAGGCAUUUGAUGCUGCUCAAGAAACAUUUGAUGCUCCCGGGAAGAUUUUAGUUUUGGUGACGAAAGAGUUUUACAGAAAAGCCAUUGAUUUUACAAGAGAGAACUUCCUUACGAAAGAACCAAUAAACCGAUCUUUAAACGUACAGUAUACGUCCGAAUAUGAAGAUCAUUGGAUAGCAACAAUGAAACAUAAUUUAUCGCUAAUGAUUAUUCACAAAGAAACUGAAGACGUUGUUGCAAUCAUUAGGAUAAAGGUCCAAUGUAAAGACGACAAAUCAGCUUUAACUGGCAUACAAGCAAAACCUACACAACAGAAGCACUUAUUCACUUCGUACUGUUCAAGUAAAGCGGAUUUCUUCGGUUAUUAUGGAACGACACAAGCACUUCAUUUUGUUGGGCUUACGGUUUCACAAAAAUAUCAAAAGCAAGGAAUGGCAUCUAAAAUUGUUAAUUCUGCAUUGUGUAUGAUCCGAAACCUUGGAAUCAAGCCAAUAUAUGUUAAAACCGAGUCUGCGUCAAUUUAUGCACAGAAAAUAUUUGAAAAGGCAGGAUUUGAGAUUUUAUUUGAACAGCCAUUUGAUAAAUGGACUGUCGAUGGAAAACAAUUAAUUAAUAAUACAGGUGUGCAUGAAUCAAGAAAAAACUAUGGCUUGAAAGUCUAGGCUUUAGGAAAGUAUAUACGGGUAUAUGAACAGAAAUAUUGAUAAUGUUUAUAUAUGCAUAAAUCAUUUUACUUUUAUAUCAUUUAGAGCAUAAUGUUGUUAUGUAAUCAAUACGUAUGUUCAAUGUAUAAACUUAAAGAUGC